GAAGCGACGCUCGUGCGCUCACGCGGCAGUCGGCACCGGUUAACCUCGUAGCGAGACAUGGUGUGCUAGUGUUAUACACGUGAGGGUAGGGGCUCCAGCUGACGCGCGAUUGCCUUACGCCGGUCAGUCGAGUGUGGACUGUGAGCGAGAGGCGCCGCGGCCGCUCGCAGCGACCAGUCACCAGUGAUCAGUGAGUUGUGCCUCGCGCGCACGCAGCAAUGGUAGCCAAGCUCGCGUCGGCGUCGGGCCACGCCGCUCCAUGCCGCUUGCUCCCGGCGGCUGCGCACUCCGUCCUCGCUUCCGUAGUCGUUCCGUCGAAGCAGCGAGCUUCGAUCAAAUGGUUGCUGUCGAAGGCGUUCAACAAUCGAGUGCCAGAGAACCUGCAGGAGCCCUUCUACCGCGACAAUCAGGAGCAGGAACACCUAAAGCCGAGCGUGGCUGGAGGUCUGGCGAGUGCCGAGUUGUACGGCCGCGCGCUGGCAAACAUGUACGCCGACCCUAACUACCACAGCCUGAACCACUGGAACAUUCUGCAGAGCAUCGCCCGCCGCGGAGUGACUCUCCAAGCCCCGCCUGACGGAGCGCUCACGGAGACAGCGCUCAUCCAGACCCACCCGCUGCGGAUGAACGCGCACUUGGCCGUUAUCGAGGGCGUGAUGGCCGUGUACGCUCGCGAAGUGGUGACGGCCGAGCGGGUCGCUGCCGCGACGCAGCGGCUGGGCGCACCGCCCGAACUACCGCCGCCCGCCACGCCCGAGGACCGACUGAUAAGCUGGAUCAACGCGGCAGUCGCCGCCUACAACAGGGCUGAGGACAGCUCAUCGCACGUGAGCUCGGUGCGCAGUCUGCCGGACGUGUGCGAGGGCAGCGCGCUGGCGGCGCUCGUGGCCAGCUACUGCCCCGGCGCGCUGGAGCGGGGCGCCGUGCGGGCGGCGCGGCCCCGCGCCUCGCUGCACGACUGCCUGCACAACUUGCUGCUCGUGCGGGACUUCUGCCGGGACCACCUGCCCUACGACUGCUUCCACAUGCCGCCCGAGGACGUCGCCUACAUGCGCGGCUCGAUGCGGCAGAACCUGGUAGUGAUGCUGGCAGACCUUUUCAACAUGCUGGAGGUGCACCCCGUGAAGGCGGUGCGGAGUCCGGGGAACGCGUGUGCGGCGUGCGCCUGCAGCGUGUGGGGCGUGCGACCCGCGCGACACCUGCCGGCACCCGCACCCGAGCCUAUCCCGCACCUGCGGGACCACGAGCGGCCCCUCGCAGCGACAAGGGGCGCGCGUUCGGCCUGCUCGACGCCUGAGCGGGGGGAGCGGGGGGAGCGAGCGGAGCGCGAUGAGUUCCAGGUGCACCGCGGCAAGGCGAUCACUACGCUGUCCGCCAUGUUGCGCCGCGACCUGGCGCCCGACACCUCCGAAACGCCCGACGCGGGUGUCGUGGGUGCGGCGGUAGCGGCAGGGCGUCCCUCGCAGCUGGGGUCUCGCGAGGGCAGCUUCGCGGGGCGCAGGUCGCGGCGUGCCUCCAUCACGGACGACAGCCAGCUGACGGUGGAGAACUUUGGAGGGUCGUCGGACGCGCUGCACUUCGCGGGCCGCCACCCGGCCAAGGAGCUGGCCACUAUCGACACGCACCUCCCGGGCAGCCUGAGCUACAACCCGCCGCUGCGGUCGUCGCGGCAAGACAUCCGCGGCUCCAUGCACUUCUUGCACGAGGUCAACGGCGCGGAUCAGCCCGCGCCGGCGCCUGCGCCCCCGCUAGCGCCUGCGCCCCCGCCACCACACCCCCAGGCCCGCCAGUGGGACGAGCCCGACGCGCAGGCGCACUCGCCCGCGCUGCACGGUACCUCCAGCUUCGCCGAGCCGCUUCGGCACAAAGCCAACGGAGACCUGAAAGGCGACACGCGAUCUGAGAGGGAAAUAGAGCGGUCGAGCGAGGAGCGAGAGAGGCGGAAAAGCAUGUCGAUGGUGACGUCGCCGGCCGUCACCACGUGGCAGCAGCACUUCGAGCAGCACGACCAGCACAUCAACGGCGGGCAGCUGCCGGCGGAGCUGGACGCGGAGGGCGGCGGCGGUGACACGGGCGGGGCCGGGGGCGGCGCCAUGUCCGCGCAGCUCAACAACAUCCGGCUGAAGCUGGAGGAGAAGCGGCGCCGCAUCGAGCUGGACAAGCGGCGCCUGGAGGCGGCCGUGUCGCGCCAGCGGCAGCAGCUGGGCCACCAGGCCUUCCUGCAGGCCGUCACCAGGGACACAUAUUUACAAUACCAGCUGGCCAACCUGGUGAGUGGCCCCGACUCUUUCUAUUUUUAAAUAUUUCUCACCAUAUUUGAAUACAUUUUUAGUUUCAUUUCUAGAAUUUUCCAAGCUUUGCUCAGGCUUCCAUUCCGACUUUGUUAUUGUGUUUAAUUACAUUACCUUUUUAUGUUAAUAAACUAUCACUCUAAACUUCGAAUCGUUUGAUCGUUUUGCGAUUAGAAGUUUAGUCUUUCGUUUUGAGCUUUGAAGUAAUUUUGCGGUCAGAAUCACAUUUUGUUUGCGAUAUGUACACUCGAAUAUGGCGUUGCUACAUUAGUUUCCAGAAAAAUAUCGAGACUUAGUUUUAAAUACAAUUCAUUAUAUUACGUACAGUACUGUACUUGCCGUAUAUUACAUGUCGACACGUCGAUCACAGCAUGCUUCAUGUUAAUAUUUAUAUAAUAUGUAUCAUUGUAUAUUAUGGGGAAAUAAUGAGUUAUCAUUGACUAUGGUUCUUCAAGUAUGUGCAUCCUUAAAUGUUGCCUUUAUUGUAUAAAUUACCUUAAUAAAAGAUGUUGUAAUAUGAAAAUGUGGGUGGCAGCGGUGCGCUCGGGACCCUCACCCCGCAGAGGUCACAGUGUUACGACACAAUAAUAUUAUUAUAAUUAAUGUCCCAGAGCUGGCACUGUUUGAGUAAUUGUUUAAGAUUAGCCUCUGCGUUUCAUGCAUGAUUGAUACAAUAAAGGCGAGCGCACCGCCUGUUAGGUGCAUGUAAUGGGGGUGUGUUUGUUCUGUUUGUGACGGUGGCGGU
Messenger RNA from Leptidea sinapis, 3036 nucleotides. RefSeq names its product patronin (gene Patronin). NCBI's taxonomy places the organism in Eukaryota, Metazoa, Arthropoda, Insecta, Lepidoptera, Pieridae. Gene Ontology annotation, biological process: neuron projection development; cytoplasmic microtubule organization; negative regulation of microtubule depolymerization. Gene Ontology annotation, cellular component: microtubule minus-end. The record is from RefSeq and is a predicted model, not a curated record. The transcript has 13 exons. Bases 219 to 2300 code for a protein of 693 amino acids. Gene Ontology annotation, molecular function: microtubule minus-end binding; spectrin binding; calmodulin binding.